Molecule: messenger RNA, 2343 nt
Organism: Phytophthora sojae
Lineage: Eukaryota; Oomycota; Peronosporomycetes; Peronosporales; Peronosporaceae
Exons: 1
Coding region: 1-2343 (780 amino acids)
Cellular component (GO): plasma membrane
Molecular function (GO): oxidoreductase activity
Source: RefSeq, a predicted model, not a curated record
AUGGAGCGCCGACGCGUGCCCACGUCUCCUCCGCGCCCCCCGAAGGCCGACGCAGAGCUGGACCUGCUGCUGGACCAAGACGAGCUGGACGACGCCGCCUUCGACCGCCUGCUCGCCAGCCGCACGUCCCCCAAGCACACGAGCGGCAUGAAGCGACUGCUGCACAAGCCGCAGCAGAAGAAGGCGCUGCAAUUGCUAUCCACGGCGCGGCGCGAUGGGGCAAAACUCUGCCUAAAAAUCUGCAGCGUCUGGAUUUUAUCCGCGCUGCUGUGGGUCCGCUGGCCGAUUUACUACCGCACGCUCUUCCCGGCGCUGGAGACCAAGUUCGGCGACAAAUUCGAAGUGGAGCCCGCCGUUGUCACGUUUGCCAUUGUGUUGCCGUUCCUUUUGGCGGGGACGGUCUUCUAUUGGAAGCAAUCCACCGUUGGGUCCAUGGUUAGGUGGGGUCGGCAACUGAGACUGGUGAAAUGGGUGCAAACUCACCCAAGUAUCGGCAAAAGUGUCGGCUUUGACGCAGUGGACGUGGUGCUUGUCGGCGGAUUUUUGCUGCUGCAACUUAACCUCGUGGUGGGCAAACUGCUUAUCGACAAGGAAAGCGGCAAAUUGGCCAAAGCGGGCUUUUUGCCCCGGACAGCGCGCGCGUUCGGCAUGAACGGGCUGUAUGCCAUGAUUUUAUCCGUCAUCCUCGUGGCGCGCCAGUCGUUUUUGCACAAGUUUUUCGGUCUGUCCGGUGAGCGCGCGGCGCGGUACCAUGUUCUAACGGGACAGUUCGGAUUCAUCAUGUUGAUGUUGCACGGCGUGCUGUACCUGUAUGUGUGGUACAUGCAAGGCAAGGUAGAGCAAAUGUUGUUCCCGUGUUUGGACGAGAGUUGCACGCCUAAACAGCGCUACGGGUCGACCCGCAACUUUUUCGGAGCAGUGGCGAUAUGGCCCUUGAUAAUUGUUGCCGUGUCUUCGAUGGAGUGGGUGCGACGCAGGUUUUUCCGACGAUUCGUGAUGCUGCACUGCUUAAGUGCAAUUUUUGUGGUGUUUACGGGGCUGCACUACUACCCCGCAGUGUUCUGGUUGGUGCCGGCAAUUGUGGUGUACGGAAUCUACCGAGCGGUCUCCGCUUUCGGGCGCGGAAAAGCAACUGUGGUGUCGGCAACGGCAAUGAGCAACAAGGUUUUCCAAUUGGAACUGCGGCGGUCGACUACCGAGGGAUCAGAUUUUCUGCCAGGACAAUAUGUGUAUAUCAAGGUGGACGCGAUCGGAAACGAGUGGCAUCCGUUCACCAUCAGCUCCAGCCCACUACGCAACCGCCACUCGUUCAUGCUGGACGCCAAGGUGCAAGGGCCCUUCACGUCGCGAUUGCUGCCUCUCAUGAAGUCGCAGAAGUUGAACUCCGUCCACGUUGACGGCUACUACGGGUCCGAGAUCAAGCUGGCUCCGCAUAUGGUGUUUGUGGCUGGAGGCAGCGGCAUCACCCCGUUCUUGAGCGUUCUGGAUCACUUGAAGGCUUUGGCGGAUGCGAGUGACCGUGAUGAGGUUGCAGCUGACGACUCGGGGCUGCCACGCACGUUGUGGAUCAUCUGGACGUGCCGCGAUAUGGAGUUCUUGGAGGCACACGCAGAGUUGCUGGAUGCGGUAAAACGGUGUUCACUGUGGAAGUGCAAAGUGUGGUUGCACCUCACACAUGCUGGAAAUGGUGAUAGUGAAUACGACAACGAAGAUGACGAUGCCCAAACGGAACCGGACGACAUGUCGGAGGAAGCCUCGCCUCGAGUUCAGCGCUUCUAUCCGUCUUCGUUGGAGCGCCAUGCGUUUUCAGGGCAUGGCUACAUGUUCGGGCUGCCGGUGUUCGUGGGUGCUGCUCUGGGUUGUGUGAUGAUGAUGGUGUGGAUGUUCCGCAUGGAGGAAUUCACGGCCAAAUCGUUCAUGAGACGCACGCUACUCCUGGGCGCAGGUGCUUUCGGAGCAGUACUCGGAGCUAGUAUGGUGCUGUACUUGCUGAAGCGCAAGAACUCCCGCAAAGACGACGAUGGGAGCAUGGGCCUUGCAAUGGGCGAAAUGGAAGUUGCUGGUCUGGACAUCUCCAGCCCUGCACCGCCUGCCACGCCACGUUCGUUGCCAACCCCCGCGCAAUCCCUGCUCAGUCGCAACUUUUUGAUUGAGAAGGAGCGCCCAGACUUGGGUGCGCGAUUACGCGAUGUUCACGGCGAGAUUCGCGAAAACUAUGGCAUGGGAGCUGAUGUGGCGUUGCUCGUGAGCGGCCCCGCAGCUUUGCAGGCUGACGCACUGUUGCAAGCGCGCGAGCUGCAAGCACCAACGUUCCAGAUGCAUCAGAAAUCCUUCCUGUUGUAA